UAAACGAUCGAACGUUUCAGCGAAACGGUGUGUUAAAUGACGAGGUGGUCCAGGAGGUGGAGGUGGUGGCGGCCCGGUAAUACGUGGUAAAACGUUCGGGGCGAGAGAGAUUCGGGGAAGGACAGGGUCGCCACCGCACGGGGAAGAAGCGACAGCGGCGUGGCAGAUGAGAUGUGAAGCACGAGGACUACGCGGCGUGGAGCUGGCGGGAGCGAAGGCGGAAGUUGAGAAGCCGAAGCUGCCGAAGGCGGUCGCAGGGGCGGCGGCAGCUCGAGGGGGCACCUGGCGGGGGCCGCCUGAGAUGACGACCCUGCGACGGGGUAUCGUGGCACCCCGGUACAAUACUUACGUUCUGGUUUCGUUGAUCGGACUGUUGCUUCAGACCCAGUCUGCAACUGGCGGUAUAUGCUGGUCUUCCAUUAGCAACGGUCGUUGUAAGGAAUUAUUGUCACAAGGAGUGACAAAGGAAGAUUGUUGCGCGUCGAACGCUGCAGCAGCGACCGCGUACUCGGAGGAAGAUCUCGAUAGCGGAAGUCUCUUUUUUUGGAGGGUGCUUGGUGGAGGUGUGCAGUGUCGUCCUUGCAGAGAAAGCUGCACGGAAGUAAGGUGUGAGGAGGGGAAGAAGUGCGUGGUGCGUAGAGGAAGACCAAGGUGUGUGUGCAGCCCUGAGUGCAAGGCACCAAGAGGCGGUGGUCCAGUCUGCGGGACGGACGGCAAAAGCUACAAAAAUUUGUGCAGACUGAAGAAACGCGCUUGCAAGAAAGGAAGCCACGAACUAGCGGUUGCCUAUAACGGCCACUGCCAAAGUUCGUGCGCACGGGUCCGGUGCGGCCAAGGCCGGAGCUGCCUGCUGGACCAGAACCUGAGCCCGCACUGCGUGAGGUGCGCCCGCAGGUGCCCCCAGCCGCCCCCGCAACAACGAGCCGCCGCACGCCCCGUUUGCGGGGCCGACGGAAACACAUACAAGAGUGCCUGCCACCUGCGACUUGCCGCCUGCCGCGCAGGUCGCGCCAUUCCCGUCGCCUAUAAGGGCCACUGCAAACAGAACGCAGACUGUACCACGAUUCGUUGUCGCGAGGGGCAGACGUGUCUGUCGGAGAUGAAGUCGGGCCGGCCACGUUGCGUGACCUGCACCUAUCGUUGUCCCCGGAAGAGGGAGCGCGUCCGGAACCGGACACACCGUGAUCGAGACCCAUCGGCGACCAUGUUGUGCGCCACCAACAAUAUCACCUAUCCAAGCUGGUGUCACAUCGUCAAGGACGCCUGCGUUACCGGCUUCGUCCUCGAGACGCGACACGCCGGCCCCUGCAACGCCUACGACACCUCUCCUCUCUAUAUCGAGGAGGACAACACCUCGAGCAACUAUGGCGUCGAUCUGGCGGACGAGGACGCGAGAUUCGAGGACACGGAUUCCCUAUCGUACAACGGCCAGACCCAUCGCUCUUUGGCGUUGUCGUAUUAUACUUGGGAGAUAUCAGAAAACUUUGCUAAGACAGGGCAUUCAAAUAAUUGGGCAGUAUUGGUCGAUACUUCACGAUUUUGGUUUAAUUAUCGACAUGUAGCAAACGUAUUAUCCAUUUAUAGAAGUGUUAAACGUUUAGGUAUACCAGAUUCACAAAUUAUUCUAAUGAUAGCAGAUGACAUGGCAUGCAAUCCAAGGAAUCCCAGACCAGCUACAGUUUUCAAUAAUAUCAGACAACAUAUUAAUGUUUAUGGAGAUGAUGUAGAAGUAGAUUAUAGAGGAUAUGAAGUUACUGUAGAAAAUUUUGUGAGAUUAUUAACUGGGCGAUUAGCACCAGAAACACCAAGAUCCAAAAAACUAUUAACGGAUGAAGGAUCUAAUAUUUUAAUUUAUCUUACUGGUCAUGGUGGAAAUGGAUUCUUAAAAUUUCAAGAUUCUGAAGAAAUUACUAGUAAAGAACUUGCAGAUGCAUUAGAACAAAUGUGGCAGAAAAGAAGAUAUCAUGAAAUUUUAUUUAUUGUUGAUACUUGUCAAGCAAGUUCAAUGUAUGAGAAAUUUUAUUCUCCAAAUAUUCUUGCAGUUGCAUCUAGUCUAGUAGGCGAAGAUUCACUUUCUCAUCAUUUGGAUCCUGCCAUUGGCGUUUACAUUAUAGAUAGAUAUACAUAUUAUGCAUUGGACUUCUUAGAAAAAGUAGAACCAUCUAGUUCCAAAACAUUGGGAGAAUUUCUCAAAGUAUGUCCUAAGCAUUAUUGCUUAUCAACAGUAGGAGUAAGAAAAGAUUUAUUUAGAAGGGAUCCUAAUAAAGUACCAGUCACAGAUUUCUUUGGAUCAUUGAGACCUGUAGAAUUAACCACGAGUAUAAUGACUGUUUUGCCCGUGAAAAUAAAUAAGACAAAAACAAUCGAACCGGAAAGAAAAUAUUCUUAUGUUCCACAAUUUCCAGAUGUAUCAAAAUUUACGUGGCAGAUGCGUUUCUGUGGUAUCUACUUGAUAGUUAUUUUUACUCUCUGCACACCGUCCUCGUCGUUCAAGCUAAAAACGAAUUAUAUCGAAGUGUACGACAUUGGCGACAAUACCUUAAAGCAGUUACCUCCUCAAGAUCCUGCAGUUCAUUCUUUUCCAACGAUAUCUACUGUUCCACUUAUCCCUACAUGUAUAAAAGAAGGAUAUUUCAGGGAUCCUUUCAACUGCAAAAAAUUUUACUAUUGUCAAUACGUGAACGCAGUUCCAAAGGGUUUCUACUGUCGAAGUGAUUUGAUAUUUAAUACGAUUACCGAUCAGUGUGAUAAACCUAACUUUGUAGAUUGUUGAUUAAUAUUGUAUUCGUUAGAAAAAUUUGUAGUACAAAUA
Messenger RNA from Apis dorsata (giant honeybee), 2812 nucleotides. RefSeq lists its product as uncharacterized. The transcript has 11 exons. Gene Ontology annotation, biological process: attachment of GPI anchor to protein; protein localization to cell surface; proteolysis. Lineage: Eukaryota; Metazoa; Arthropoda; Insecta; Hymenoptera; Apidae. Bases 167 to 2773 code for a protein of 868 amino acids. Gene Ontology annotation, cellular component: extracellular region; GPI-anchor transamidase complex. Gene Ontology annotation, molecular function: protein binding; GPI-anchor transamidase activity; chitin binding. The record is from RefSeq and is a predicted model, not a curated record.